Molecule: messenger RNA, 2708 nt
Organism: Oncorhynchus keta (chum salmon)
Lineage: Eukaryota; Metazoa; Chordata; Actinopteri; Salmoniformes; Salmonidae
Product: protein FAM91A1
Exons: 24
Coding region: 198-2708 (836 amino acids)
Biological process (GO): intracellular protein transport
Cellular component (GO): trans-Golgi network; cytoplasmic vesicle
Source: RefSeq, a predicted model, not a curated record
GACGGAAGUGACGAAUGUAGCCCAAAAACGUGACGAAAAUACAACAAGGAAGUGGAUAUUUAUUAAAAAGGAAAAUUAGUUAGAUAGGAAAACGUUUUGAAUUAUCAAGUACAUUUUUGUCGAAUUUUGAUGUUUCGAGAGAUAUAGUUAUUUUGGACUAUAGUUCGUCGUAUCGUGGAUCCAUAUUCACUCAAACAAUGAACACAGACGUUGAAUUCCACAUUAGGCAGAAUUAUCCGUGGAACAAGCUUCCAGCAAAUGUCAAACAGAGUGUUGGGAACUCGCAGCGUGAAUAUGAGAAACAUGUGCAGUUGUACAGUAUCCGCAACCAGCUAAGGUUCCGCAAUAACCUAGUGAGACACGUGAGGAAGGAUGAGAGGAAGUACUAUGAGGAGCUGCUGAAGUACAGCCGAGAUCACCUGAUGCUCUACCCCUACCACCUGUCAGACAUCAUGGUCAAAGGCCUCCGGAUCACCCCCUUCUCCUACUAUAUCAGCAUCAUGGAGGACAUCAUGAACGUAGAGAAGAGUUACGACUCGCUGCCCAACUUCACUGCUGCUGACUGUCUAAGACUGCUGGGCAUCGGGAGGAACCAGUAUAUUGACUUGAUGAACCAGUGCAGGUCUUCCAAGAAAUUCUUCCGUAGGAAAACGGCGCGAGACCUGCUCCCCUCCAAGCCAGUAGAGAUCUCUGUAGAGCCGUGGUGGGUGGCUCAGACCGGAUACAUCACAGAGGAUGACAUCAGGAUCUGCUCGGUGGCAGAGAGGAAGGCGAUUGAUAAGAUGAUAGAUUCAGGACCCCAACUGGCCGGUUCAAUGGAGUACAAUGUGGUGCUGAGUCUGUACAACAGGGGAUACAUCUAUCUAGACGUGCCCAUUUCUGAUGACAGCUGCAUGUCAGUGCCCCCCCUGGAAGGCUUCGUGAUGAACAGGGUCCAGGGAGACUACUUUGAAACCCUAUUGUACAAAAUAUUUGUUUCCAUCGACGAGCAGACUAAUGUGUCAGAGCUGGCUAAUGUUCUGGAGAUUGACUUGGGUCUGGUGAAGAAUGCUGUGUCUAUGUACUGUCGCCUGGGUUUUGCCCUGAAGAAAGGAAGCUCUUUCAGCUCAGAGCAGCUCCACCCCACAUGGAAGACUGCCCCCUCUGUCAACAGACUGAAGAGCACAGUGGAUCCCAAACAGAUGCUGCUGUCGUGGGAACAGGGGAGUCCUGUGAUGGAGGCUGGAUCUUCGGCUACAGACACAGACACCACCAGCCUGGAGGACCAAGACAACACCAGUGUGAGCAGCCUGAGUAACCCUGGUCCUGCUGCCCCACCCACCAAGAGGAUCGCCUUCCUGUUUGACUCCACCCUCACCGCCUUCCUCAUGAUGGGGAACCUCUCUCCAAACCUGAAGAGCCAUGCGGUCACCAUGUUUGAGGUGGGGAAGCUGUCAGACGAGACCCUGGACAGCUUUCUGAUGGAGCUGGAUAAAGUAGAGAGCACGGCGGAGGGCGAGGCCCAGAGGUAUUUUGACCACGCUCUGACCCUCAGGAACACCAUCCUGUUUCUCCGCUACAACAAGGAACUAACCACCGACCAGGGCCCUGACCUGCCUAACAACGGCCUCCCUCUGGAUAUGCUCCGCUGUGAGAGUCUGCUGGGUCUAGACCAGGCCACCUGCAGCCGUGUCCUCAACAAGAACUACAAACUACUGGUCUCCAUGGCACCGCUCAGCAACGAGAUCCGACCUAUCAGCAGCUGCACGCCUCCUCAGCACAUUGGGCCAGCCAUCCCCGAGGUGAGCUCCAUCUGGUUCAAGCUCUAUCUGUACCAUGUGACGGGCCAGGGUCCUCCCUCCCUGCUGCUGUCCAAGGGCUCCAGGCUCCGGAAACUACCAGAUAUCUUCCAGGUCUAUGACAGGUUGCUGAUCACUUCCUGGGGUCACGACCCUGGUGUGGUACCUUCGUCUAACGUGCUGACCAUGCUCAAUGACGCCCUCACACACUCCGCUGUACUCAUACAGGGCCAUGGGCUGCAGGGUCAUGGAGAGACAGUUCACGUCCCCUUCCCGUUUGACCGGGAGGAUCUCAAAGGAGAGUUCUCCUCCUCCAACAUGUGUGUCCACAAGGCCCUGCUGCUGCUGAGGGAGAAGGUGGAUCUGGAGCACCAGUGUGGUUACAUCACCAUGCUCAACCCCAACAACAGGCACCGCAGGAGGGCCAGCGAGAGCUCCGACGGCAGGGGAGACAGUCAUCUGGGAGGUGGGUUGGAGGCCAACAGCAGCACGGAGUCCUUUGAGCUGGUCACAGAGGACAACAAUGGAGGAAAGCAAGCGGCAGAAGUGCCGUUGACAGAAGAUGACUGGGUCCCUCUAGAGCUGUGCUUUGGGAUGCCUCUCUUCAGCUCCGAGCUCAACCGCAAAAUAUGCGGAAAGAUCGCCUCGCACGGCCUCUGUAGCAAAGACAGCCUUCAAGACUUACUUCAUUCCAGCCGAACACUAUCAUUGAAGGUCCUGAGUUUUGUUCAGUCGUUCCAGGAUGGCAGCCAGGGUCAGCCCGACCCUGACAGUGGAGUGUCCGGUCCUCUCAGCCAGCCCCCGGCCGAGUCUGGUGUUCCACUGCCCGCUCUCAACCUCAUCUUCAAGGAUGGACAGCUGAGGGAGUGGAGUGGACGAGCACCUCCACCCCUCCACAUCUCAGCCCUGCAGAAAGACCAGACCUUAUAG